CCCAUCUUCCAGAGACAUCUACAGAUUGAAGAGAGAAGAGAGAAGAGAGAAGAGAAUUCGCCGUCUGAUCUCUACGCCGCCGUCGACCAUCAAGAUGUCAUACUCGAGGAGAUCAAGCUGCAGAUCCCCUUCACCUUACAACAAGCGCUACAGUAGGUCUUUCUCGAGGUCUCCAAUUCCAUCAAGGAGUAGGUCAAGGAGCUACGAUUCCAGCGAUGCUGAGAAUCCAGGAAAUAAUCUGUAUGUCACCGGACUUUCGGCACGUGUGACAAAGAGAGACUUGGAAAAGCAUUUCUCAACUGAAGGGAAGGUUGAAGACGUCCACCUCGUUGUUGAUCCGCGGACGAGAGAAUCGCGUGGUUUUGGUUUCGUGACGAUGUCUUCUUUGAAGGAGGCCGAACGCUGCAUCAAAUACUUGGACAGAUCUGUCCUUGAAGGCAGGGUUAUAUCUGUGGAGAAGGCUAGACGACGGAGGGGACGAACACCUACUCCGGGAAGGUAUCUUGGGCUUAAAACAGUCCAUGAGCGGCGUCGUUCUCCUAGCUACUCGCCUUAUUCUAGAAGCCGUUCGCCUUGCUAUUCGUCUGAAGGGGAUAGGAGUCGCAGCAGAUCAUACUCUCCCUGCUACCGCCGACGCCGCAGAUCAUACUCUCCCUAUUACCGCCGACGCCGCAGAUCAUACUCAGUUGGGAGGUCGAACUCUCCAUCGUAUUACAGGCCCAGGAGGUCAUCGUAUUCCCGUUCCCGGUCUCCAUCUUAUAGCAGAUCUCCUGUAAGCAGGCGGGACCGUUCCUACUCCCCUUACCAUAGGGACUACUCGCCCGACAGCCCUUAUUACAGAAGGCGCUACAGAGAUUACUCUCCUGAGGAUCGAUACUACAGAAGGAGCCGAUACCGGAGCAUAUCACCUAGGUAUCGCCGGUCUAGCAGGAGGAGUUACUCGCUCAGCCUUACCCCGAGGAGCUACUCUAGAAGUGUGUCGCCAACUCCAACGAGGGAUGUGUCUCCGAGUUCGAUGAAGUGCUUGAAGAGGAGUCGCUCACCACGCAAACGUGCGCCUUCACGCACGUCAAGAAGCCAUUCUAGGAGUCCUAGUGCAUCUUUGUCCUCCCCCACGGCAUCCAGAUCUGUUAGUCCUAGGCGUUAGUUCCUUAUUUAGACUGACGGUUGGAUUAUGAUGUGCCUAUGUUGUCUGUAUGUUACUUUUCUGGAGCCUGAUAAUGCGAGACGGUUCUCUGUUGCGUUUCCUUCUAAUGAUUUGAUUUUACAUGUAGCUUAAUAAUAGUGUGACAUUGGCUUUA
Salvia hispanica is the source of this 1301-nucleotide messenger RNA. RefSeq lists its product as uncharacterized. Gene Ontology annotation, molecular function: RNA binding. NCBI's taxonomy places the organism in Eukaryota, Viridiplantae, Streptophyta, Magnoliopsida, Lamiales, Lamiaceae. The record is from RefSeq and is a predicted model, not a curated record.